AUGGCUCGUAUGGAUCUAAACAAAUUAAAAGAAAAGUACAAUUUGCGUGAACCCGAACGUGGCGAUCUUGAUGACACAACGAUUGUGUGGAGAUCUGGAAAACCUGAUUAUGCUAAGGCCAAUCUCGCAUUUCUCAAGGGAAAAACACAAAAUCAUAAAGCUGGUAUGUUGAAAACGAAAUAACUUUUGGAGUUGAUUCAAUUCCUUGAAAUUUACAGCGUUGGCUUACACACGGAGGGGUUAAAAUACGGAGAAGCUUAUAUUCGAAAUAAUGGCCUGAGCGUUAGUGAAUAUGGUGGGCUUAUACACUUGGGGACUUAUAUUCGAGGGGGUUUAUAUUCAGAAAUUAGCGGGAUAUGUUAUGAUUCAACCGACCAACUUAAGUUGGUAUGCCAGCAAAUUGCCCAUCUCAGUGUUUAUUUAGUUUUUUAUUUAUUAUUGCUAAUUUACAUGACAAUUCAAUGAAACCAAAAUGUUACAUUUCUCAGAAGCGAAAAUAAACAUUGAAAGGGGAUAUUAAGUUUAUGUUGGUCUAUAUUUAUCUCUCAACGCAGAUGUCGGUUUCCAAAAUCCUCAGGAAAGAGCAAUGCUUAUGUUGAGCGGAAACAGGUGGCUGAACUUCAAUUGAAAUGCAUGCAUACAUGGUUACAUAAGAUACCAUCAUACAUUUGUUGAGAAACGGAAAUGAGUAAAGACUGCUGUAGGGACUCUUCCUUUCAUAUUGCCGUGCGAAACGAAUAUCGAUAUCACUGAAAUGCUUAAUAAAAUUUCCAUUAACGACAUUCUAUCCCCCCAUGCAGCAUGUCCACUUAUACAAGGUGUCUAAAAAAAACGUUAUGGAAAUUCAACAGGAUGUCGCGCAUCAUAAACGUGGCUAAACAAUUCAAUUUUUACAUAGGACGAAAGAACAGUUAUUUAGCUUUUCAAUUAUACUCUUUUUAAAUCCUAACGAUGAGAAAUGGCCACAUACUCGUCAAGUAAAAAAUGCCAGUCGAAAUCACAUUCUUUCGCCGUUAGGAAUUGCAUGGAAAAGGAAACAUAAACAAUUCCCCCAAGAGGGAAUUAAAAUGGAAUGUUAAAUUAUCUAAAAUAAGCUCAACUCGUGAAUCUUCGUCUUUUAAUUAGUGAGACCAUAAGAACGUCAUUAUCGCAUUAAACAUGGUUCAAUUAACCACUUAACAGAGAACAUUAUAGUAAUCAAAACGUUUUACGAAACAAGUACCUUGCUGCGCAGCAGGCUCGUGUUCCUUUUGGAUUGAUUAACUUUGCAUAAUUAAUGUAGUUUCAAUUCCCAACGGUGGAAGAAUGUGAUUUCGACCGCGAAUUUUUAUUUGACGAGUAUAUAUGUGGCCAUUUCUCAUCGUUGCGGCUUAAGAAAGGCAUUAUAGAAAAGCUAAAUAACUGCUCUUUCGUCCUAUGCAAAAAUUGAAUUGUUUAGUUAAGUUGGUGAUGCACAACAGCCUGUUGAAUUUCCAUAGCAUUUUUUCAGACACCCUGUAUUGGUAUGUGUAUUGUGGUGCCUGCUUUCAUGGUUACAAACUAAUCAUAGUCGGUCUACUAUUUUUGAUAAUUCUUUUCUUUGCAUACCCCUUCAUCGUUUCGAGGUUCAGGUAUUCAUGGUUACCAAUAAAUAUUAUUGUUGUAUAUACCUAUACAUGAUAUGGGAUAUAGAUCGUUUCCACUGAUCGCAUGAGAAACCCUAAAAUCUAAAUUACUAAAGCUGUAAGGUGCCAUGCAAGUCUAGACUACUUCCUAUAUAAAUCGCCCAUUCGCCCUAAUUAAAGGUGUGUUCACCUAAAGGUUUAUGUCAAUAUAUACUAUUCAGUAUUUCUUCUUGAGGUCAGGAUUCGAUGUUGAAAAGGUGUUAAAACUAUUUCAUACCGACAAUUAAGUUUUAAAAUGCUUGAGUUAAGUGAUUAUAAGAAUAAGAAGUGAUGUCUGGUCGCCAACAUUUUAAGGUCGCCAACCUUUUAUAUAUUUUAUUAAAAUAUAUAUACAAGAUUCGAAACAUUUUGUUUAAAAUUCGGCUUCACUCGAGCACUUGCUUGUCGCCGAUUACGCGGCCCUGAAUGUGUACAUCAAUAUACACAGUAUAUAGAGGCCAAAAAUAAUGUUUUAAGAUGCCUUUCAAAGUAGGAUUGCAUGAGGCGAGGUUACUAAUCGGGGCGAGGUUACUAAUCGGGGCGAGGUUACUAAUUCCGCUCGGCUCACCCGGGGAAAAGAAAGCAUUAUAGCGGAAUCUAAAGUUCAUCAAUAAUCGCGGGCGCGUGGCUAUGUUUCAUCAUGUCAUGGGUGAACCUCGCUGAUCUCAAUUAAUUAAAAUAUGGCUGUUUGCCAGGAUCAAGUGGGAUAUAAGCAAGAUUUCAAUUUGCCUGAACAUAUAUUUGGAAAGUUGUUUCAUACAAUGAGCUUUCAUGCAAUUUUGGUCUAUGGGAAGUCGUGAAAUAUAGGGAAUGUUUGCUUUGAAUGUUUACUGUUUAUGAAUUUUGUGGUUUUAUUUUUUGCGUAAAACAUGCAAUGAACUUGCUUCCCUUUCAAAUAUGUAGCUUUUCCUUUUCAAAAUUCCUAGCUCUGUGCAAUAGUCUACAUUUAGCGUUCAAAACUGGUUUUUUUGGUGCCUUUCGACGUUAUAAUGAUGAUUGUAACCUUGCCUACGACGGUAAGCGUCUAAAAUGGAACAAUAACUUAAUUGACAAAUUGCAGAAAUUUUUAAAAAACAUUGCUGGAUUAAACGGCAAGCCGCAAAUGGACUUCGCCGGGUGGCAACUCAAAGAAGUUUAAGAGCAGCAAUUCCGAUCUGACAAUAACGUGGUACUGCGGUAAGCAGAGAAUGCUUUUAUUCCAAGGUAAAGAGGGAUAUUUGUUCAGGGAAUUCUUGAUAAAUAUCUGCGAAACGAAGGCUGUAUCUGUGAGCCCUAUUGAAGUAAAAUCGCCGCCCCGGCAAGUCAAUAUAGACAAGAAAUCAGCUGGGGUCACAAGGGUUUAUUUUGAUGACCUAACUAACACAUGUACCUAUAAGCAAAGACACGGCAUCGGUUGCUGAUACCUCAACGCUCAAGGAACUUGAGGAUUUUAUUGACAAUUCAUUUUAUAAUGCGACCACUUUGCCGAGGGAGGACUGUACUAGAAAUUUCGCCCAAGAAAUCGGUAAUUCUACUCCAUAUCAGAAGCGUGUUAAUGAUAAUUCCGUUACAAUGGAGGCACGUUUUUUCAUUUUUAAAGAAAAGAUCGAAUCGGAAAUGGUAAAUUUGUUGGAAAAACUUUCUGAACAAGUUAAAAUUAUAAAUACAAGUAAACAAGAUUUAUGCAGAUUAAAUAGAGUGAACUUGACCUUAAAGUCAUGAAUUUCCGAACUGGAGGGGAACGUUUUUUCUAUUGAAAAGUCUCACGGAACAGAAACAAAAGCAUAAAUAGUGAAAUGGUUAAAUAAAAUCCAGUCAAUUCAAUUAUAAACGACUGAAAAUCACUUAAGGAAGUCUACUGUAUACUAUACCGUAAUGUAUUUUGUGUAGUGAAUAUAAUGUUCCUGCCGACAUUGAAAUGCAAAUGUUUGGCGAUGACCAACGAAGCGGCUCAUUAGCAACGGAAAGUAAUAACAAACUGCCGAACUCAACAAAUGAUAAUAAAGAUAAUGACGGGAAAGUGAAUUAUGAAACCACUCCACUUAGCAUAAACGGCAACUCAAGCAUACAUGAAAUCUCAAUUGUUGAAACAAAUAAAGAAAGUUCCAAAGAAAAUUAUAAACCAUGGGAUCAAUUAAUUGUUAGUAACAACCAACGCCAUAAUCAAAAUAGCCUUCAACAAACAAAUUUAAUUAGCCCUCAGGGUUUUGAUCAAGUGGAACCAAACUGUGAUAGUAAUCAGUGCUCAACAAACAGAAUUCACAACAUAUGCAAAUGA
This is a messenger RNA of Paramuricea clavata, 3900 nucleotides long. NCBI's taxonomy places the organism in Eukaryota, Metazoa, Cnidaria, Anthozoa, Malacalcyonacea, Plexauridae. The record is from the annotation of a GenBank genome assembly.